Messenger RNA from Acanthosepion pharaonis, 1320 nucleotides. The record is from the annotation of a GenBank genome assembly. Lineage: Eukaryota; Metazoa; Mollusca; Cephalopoda; Sepiida; Sepiidae.
AUGGCAAUCAUCGUUCAUAUUUGUUUUGUGGUCGGACUUGGGCUCCGCUUUUGGCUGUUUAAGACCAGCUUUCCGGGUUGGUUGGCCUCAAGAGUGGAGAUAUCAACUCCUCUUACAUCAUGGAAACGGGUCAUGGAAGGAAUCUACCUGACAAGAGAACAUGUAUCUCCAUAUUCAGGUGACCUGUUCCAUGAGACUCCUCUUAUGUUGAAAUGGUUGGAUUUAGUAUUAAAAGUAUUUAAGCAGUAUGAUUAUUUAAUAUUUCUGGCUGCCGAUACUUUGAUAGGAAUUUUGCUUUUGAAGAUUGCUAACCUUUUUUCCAAAUAUAUGCUCCUGAAACAGGCAGCUGAUUCCCCUAAUUAUUCCCCAGAGGCCUCAUCUCUCUUAUUGCGGAAAGAGAGCUUGCGAAAACUUGAAAUAUUUGUUGUGGCUGCGCACAUGUUGAAUCCUUACAGUAUUGCUGUCUGCCUGGCUCGUUCUACUGGAAUUUUUCACAACCUUUUGGUGCUUCUUGCAUUCUUUUUCACUAUGAAAGCUCAAACAAUUCUUUCAACAUUGUGUCUUGCCUUUGCUACUUAUGAGUCAUUUUACCCUCUGGUGCUUUGUGUUCCUGCAGCUUUAUUUUUCCACCAGUAUUCUGUCUUGAACAAGAAGUCUGUGAAAGAAGAGAGUUCAUCACUUGUUUACUUUCUCACUACUUUGGGUUUGUUUUCCUUCUGGUUCCUUAUGCUUUUGGCAGUCUCUUAUCACUUGGAUGAAUCUGCACAGUUUGUCUCUUCUAUUUAUGGUUUUAUACUAACUGUUCCAGAUUUGAGUCCAAACAUAGGCAUUUUCUGGUACUUCUUCACAGAAAUGUUUGAACACUUCCGCAUUUUUUUCUUGUUUGUUUUUCAAAUUAAUGCUCUCAUCUACACUGUGCCUUUAGCUGUCCGACUCAGGGAGCAGCCAAUAUUUCUUAUGUACAUUCUCACAUUCCUCACAGGAGUUUUCAAAUCUUACCCCAGCUAUUCAGAUGUGUCUAUAAUUUUGGCUCUCUUGCCUUUAUGGAAACAUCUUUUUGCAUAUUUACGUAACAGUUUCAUUGUUACAUGUAUGUUUAUCUGCUGUACAGUAUUCUCACCCCUUUUAUGGCAUUUAUGGUUGUAUGCUGGCAGUGCCAAUGCUAAUUUCUACUUUGCUAUCACUUUAGUAUUUACAACAGCAGAGAUAUUUCUAGUUACAGACCUGCUGUAUGCUAACUUACGCUGGGAGUAUGACCUUACAUAUGGCCUGAACCGAAAACUUGAAGAUGGCAAAGAAGGACAAGUCGUUUUAGAAUAG